AUGGCCAAAUUUGACCCAGAAGAAGAGAAAAGGAUGGCCCAGGCCUCCGAUUUCUAUGCCAGGAACCCACACGUCAAAAAGUCCGCAAUUGCGCAUCAAUUCAGGGUAAAAUAUCGACUUUGGAAAGCGCGUUUGGCUGGACGAAAACCACAAAACACCAAAGGGGGCUAUAACAAGACACUUACUCCUGAUUAG
This is a messenger RNA of Hyaloscypha bicolor E, 195 nucleotides long. RefSeq lists its product as uncharacterized. Bases 1 to 195 code for a protein of 64 amino acids. NCBI's taxonomy places the organism in Eukaryota, Fungi, Ascomycota, Leotiomycetes, Helotiales, Hyaloscyphaceae. The transcript has a single exon. The record is from RefSeq and is a predicted model, not a curated record.